Messenger RNA from Aethalodelphis obliquidens (Pacific white-sided dolphin), 2917 nucleotides. RefSeq names its product four-jointed box kinase 1 (gene FJX1). Lineage: Eukaryota; Metazoa; Chordata; Mammalia; Artiodactyla; Delphinidae. Gene Ontology annotation, biological process: cell-cell signaling. The record is from RefSeq and is a predicted model, not a curated record. Bases 659 to 1972 code for a protein of 437 amino acids. The transcript has a single exon.
GGGUUUACAUAAGGCAGGGUGAAUCACACCCACCGUCGGAAACGGAGAAGGCAAAGGGACCUGCCCCAAUCCACCCCGGGCGGCGCCGGGAGUGUGCUGGGGGUUAGUCUGAACUUUGCUGGAGGCCAGGAGCCGCCCAGGCAAAGGGACUCCACACCCACUCCAACCCCCAAGAGAGCGAGCGGCGCGUCUCACCCACCCAGCGCGAAUCCAGCUCUCUGCCGCCAGCUCCGACGCCCCCGCGCGGGCGCCGCCUGCCUGACUUCCGGCUCCCUGCCCCUAAGUCCCCGAAUGAGUGUGGGACCGCUUCUCCCGCUUGGAAGGAGCCAUCGCCGCUUUAAAGGGAAGAGGCGGGGAAGGGGGCGGGGAGCGGCGGAGGAGGAGGGGGAGGGGGAAUCCUCCAUCGCUCCCACGUGGUCCGGGCGCCUGUGAAUUGCGCCCGCCGGAGGGUCUCACAGCGAAAUACAAAAGCAGCUGGGAAGCGGUAGCGAGGCGAGUUCUCAGUGCCGGGCAGAGACCCGCACCGCCCCGCGGCAGCGAUGGAGCUGAGGCGCCCGGAGCCCCGGAGCCAACGAGCUGCCGAGCCCGCGUCGCCGCCGGGACCCGGGCUCCUGGGCUCGGCUUGAAGCGGCGGCGGCACCGGCGCGGCCGGGGGAGCAUGGGCAGGAGGAUGCGGGGCGCCUCCGCCACCGCGGGGCUCUGGCUGCUGGCGCUGGGCUCGCUGCUGGCGCUGUGGGGCGGGCUCCUGCCGCCGCGGACCGAGCUGCCCGCCUCCCGGCCGCCGGAAGACCGGCUCCCGCGGCGCCCGGCCCGGAGCGGCGGCCGGGAGCCCGCGCCUCGCUUCCCUCUGCCCCCGCCCCUGGCGCGGGACGCCCGCGGCGGCUCCCUGAAAACUUUCCGAGCGCUGCUCACCUUGGCGGCGGGCGCAGAUGGCCCGCCUGGGCAGCCCCCGGGUGAGCGCAGGCGACACGUGCCAACCGGACGGCCCUGGCCUGAGGAACGCGCCGCGGUGCACGGGGGCGUCUUCUGGAGCCGCGGCCUGGAGGAGCAGGUGCCCCGGGGCUUCUCGGAGGCCCAGGCGGCGUCUUGGCUGGAGGUGGCGCGCGGCGCCCGGGUGGUGGCCCUGGAGCGCGGGGGCUGCGGGCGCAGCUCCAACCGGCUGGCCCGCUUCGCCGACGGCACCCGCGCCUGCGUGCGCUAUGGCAUCAACCCCGAGCAGAUACAGGGCGAGGCCCUAUCCUACUACCUGGCGCGCUUGCUGGGCCUCCAGCACCACGUGCCGCCUCUGGCACUGGCCCGGGUGGAGGCUCGGGGCGCGCAGUGGGCUCAGGUGCAGGAGGAGCUUCGUGCCGCUCACUGGACCGAGGGCAGCGUGGUGAGCCUGACUCGCUGGCUGCCCAACCUCACGGACGUGGUGGUGCCCGCGCCCUGGCGCUCUGAGGAUGGCCAUCUCCGGCCCCUGCGCGCCACGGGGGGCGAGCUGGCCAACCGCAGCCGGGCGGAGCUGGUAGACCUGGUGCAAUGGACCGACUUGAUCCUCUUCGACUACCUGACGGCCAACUUUGACCGGCUUGUCAGCAACCUCUUCAGCCUGCAGUGGGACCCGCGGGUCAUGCAGCGCGCCACGAGCAACCUGCACCGCGGCCCGGGCGGGGCGCUGGUCUUUCUGGACAACGAGGCGGGCUUGGUGCACGGCUACCGGGUGGCGGGCAUGUGGGACAAGUAUAACGAGCCGCUGCUGCAGUCAGUGUGCGUGUUCCGAGAGCGGACUGCGCGGCGUGUCCUGGAGCUGCACCGCGGCCAGGACGCGGCCGCCCGGCUGCUGCGCCUCUACCAGCACCACGAGCCUCGCUUCCCGGAGCUGGCCGCCCUCGCCGACCCCCACGCUCAGCUGCUGCAGCGUCGCCUCGACUUCCUCGCCAAGCACAUUUUGCACUGUAAGGCUAAGUACGGCCGCCGACCGGGGGCUUAGCAUCCCCCGGAGGAGAAGGAAAAGAGAGAGAGAGAGAGACCCUGGCUGGGGAAUGGAUGAUGGGGGAAGGGCCGUCGCCUCAGCCACCGCCUGGGACCAGCCAGCCAACGCCCAGCCGGAGACCCGAGCGCGAAGGCGGCUAAAAACUUCAGCUUUACCCACCUGCCCCUUUCUCUCAGUCCCAAGCUGUGUCCUUUCAAAGUUCUGGGAGGACGAACUCACCGAGGCGAGAAGUGUAACAUUUCCUCCACCCAGCCUAUAAAAGGAUUCUUCCCUGUGCCAGCACGGAGUUUGCAUCCAAAGAAACUGGCUGCUGCCGGAGUUUGGCCCCCGGGUGGCCGUCUCUGUGGGAGAUACAUCCUAUUUCUUGGCCCCCUCAUUCCCCUUCCGAAAAAGGAAAACUUCUAUUUGAGCCAUUGAGCUAAUUCUGCAGUUUCCUACCAAACGCAGCGCUGGUGGCCCCGGAGCAGGGCUAUGACAUUGGCUGGUGGAGCCCCCUUCCUGUGUUCUCCCUUUGUUCCGGCUUGGUGAUGGUGAGAUCACUGUUAAGAGCUAGGGAACCGCUCCCGAUAGGACAAAGGGAGCAGGACCUGCAGAAUGGAGGGAGUCCUGCAGACGCUGUCUGACUUGUUCCUUACAGCUUGUCAUUUCAGCCUGAAGGCUACAAAUGCAGGACCGGCUGUAUGCAUUGAUUCAAAUAAUGAAUUUCUUCUUCCUCCCCCUUCCCAACCGUUCAUAAUUUUGUCAAUGAUGAUGUUCACCAGAAGGGAAAAAAAAAAGUUUCAUGCACUUUACUUUGUUUUUAUUUUAAUUUUUUAUUAAGAAAAACUUUUUUUAUUUUGACAAAAUUUGCCUUCUAUGUGUAUAUAUGUGCAUAAAGUGUGGUGUAAAUAUACUAAACAAACUUAUAUUUCAAUAAAAGGGAGUUUAAAAUUUAGAAUUUAA